AUGGCCCUGCCAGCCGAAGUGGUCCUGCUGCUGCUGCUGCUGCUGCUGCUGCUCCUGGGGCUGUGGGGGCUGCGCCGAGCCCCGGCCCCCAGCCAGCGCUGGCCCCCCGGCCCGAGGCCCUGGCCAUUGGUGGGGAACCUGCACCUGCUGGACAUGAGGCAACUGGAUCGCUCCCUGAUGGAGCUGGCAGAGCGCCAUGGGCCGGUGUUCACGGUACACCUGGGCCCCCAGAAGACAGUGGUGCUGACUGGCUUUGAGGCGGUGCGGGCCGCACUGGUGGGCACAGGGCCGGAGCUGGCGGGCCGGCCUCCCAUCCCUAUUUUCCAGCUCAUCCAGGAAGGAAGGGGGGUCUUCUUUUCCUCCGGGCCUGGCUGGAAGGUGGCGCGCCAGUUCACUGUCCGCACCCUGCACAGCCUGGGCAUGGGCAGGGCCCCGGCCACCCACAGGGCCCUGGUGGAGCUGGGGCAGCUGCUGGCACAGCUAAGCAGCUAUGAGGGCCGGCCCUUCCCCCUGCCUGUGCUUGGCUGGGCAACCUCCAACAUUACCUUCGCACUCCUCUUUGGCCAGCGGUUUGAGUACCAGGACCCCCUGUUCGUCUCCCUGUUGCAUCUCAUUGAUGAGGUCAUGGUGCACCUGGGCUCCCCCGGCCUGCAGAUGUUCAACAUCUUCCCCAGACUGGGUGCCCUGCUAGGGCUGCAUCGGCCGGUCCUGCGCAAGAUCGAGGCGGUUCGUGGCAUCCUGAAGACGCUCCUGGGGGCACGGCGGUGCCACGUGCUCAGGGGGGGCCCUGUGCAGGGCUAUGUGGACACGCUGAUCCUGCAGGGCCAGGGGGACACGCCCCUGGGCCCGUUUUCCGAGGCCGACAUGCUGGCCUGUACCCUGGACAUGGUCAUGGCCGGCACCGAGACCACCUCGGCAACACUGCAGUGGGCCGCCCUCCUGAUGGGCCGGUACCCCAACGUGCAGGGCCGUGUGCAGGCAGAGUUGGACCAAGUGCUAGGCGACCGAUGGCCUCAGCCAGCCGACCAGGGCGCAUUGCCCUACAGCAAUGCCGUCCUCCACGAGGUGCAGCGCUACAUCACACUCCUGCCCCACGUGCCGCGCCAGGCCACCGCCCCCAUGCGCCUGGGUGCCUACCUGCUGCCAAAGGGCACGCCUGUAAUCCCACUGCUGACCUCUGUACUGCUGGAUAAGGGACAGUGGGAGACCCCUGACCAGUUCAACCCCGGCCACUUCCUGGACGCCAGCGGUCGGUUUUCGAAACCAGCUGCCUUCCUGCCGUUCUCUGCGGGCCGCCGCGUGUGCGUCGGGGAGAGCCUGGCCCGCGCCUCGCUGUUCGUGCUGUUCGCCGGACUCCUCCAGCGCUUCCGCCUGCAGCCUGCGCCUGGCGUCCCCACGGCCGCCCUGGACACCACGCCCGCACCUGCCUUCACCAUGCGCCCUAGGGCUCAGGCCCUGUGCGCGGUGCCCCGGUGGCGCUGA
Messenger RNA from Echinops telfairi (small Madagascar hedgehog), 1482 nucleotides. RefSeq names its product cytochrome P450 2W1. NCBI's taxonomy places the organism in Eukaryota, Metazoa, Chordata, Mammalia, Afrosoricida, Tenrecidae. The record is from RefSeq and is a predicted model, not a curated record. The transcript has 9 exons. Gene Ontology annotation, cellular component: cytoplasm; intracellular membrane-bounded organelle. Gene Ontology annotation, biological process: xenobiotic metabolic process. The coding region runs from base 1 to 1482 and encodes 493 amino acids. Gene Ontology annotation, molecular function: oxidoreductase activity, acting on paired donors, with incorporation or reduction of molecular oxygen, reduced flavin or flavoprotein as one donor, and incorporation of one atom of oxygen; iron ion binding; heme binding.